AUGUGCAGAUCUAUAAGGAGGACCAGAAGCAUUGCAGACAGCCUGCACUAUAACACGCCUUCACCCCACAGGGACAGAAUUUUGGCUGGAGACUGUUGUGUAGUGACUGUGACCCUUUGGGUGCUGUGUAUUUGGCAGCUCCUCAGGCUCAAAGCAGUUUUUGAACAGAUGAUAGUGAGUAAAUAUGGCCACUCCUAAAAGGAAUGUGCACCUGAUACUCUGACUGGUAACACUUCAAUAGAAAUCCAGAUGUGCUCCAGAGAAAGGAAAAUUCCUACUUUAAAGCCUCCCCACAUUCUGAAUUGUAAUGAAAAUCUGGACUCCUUACGAUCACAGGUUGAAACUGUGAGCUCCAGGGAGGUUUCAGUUAUUGCAAGUAACACUCAAAUCCUCACCUCCAUGAUAGGCCAGCUGACCUGACAGAACAUCACUGCGCAGAUUAGGCAAAAGCCAAAUGUAUCAGAAGACUUUCAGGCAUCUGGGGCAGUAAUGGCUACAGUGAGUCAAAUCUUGGAUGCCAAAACAGAAUUCAUCCACAAUACUCUUGUCAAUGCUACAACCAGCCUCAUGAAAGCAAUGGAGGAAUUUUCUUUCACUGGUAACAUCUCACAGCCCAAUGCUGCAAUCCAGUCUGCUCCACUGAAAUUAAGCUCCUCUGUGAUUCUGUUUUUGGCAUAGAGAAGUAAUAUCCUGGGAAAAACAGAAAUACAGGAAAUAUGGGAAAAUGCUCCUGGGUUUAUUGGUGACCUCAGUACUGAAGUUCAGAUACUGUUCAACAUUUUAAAUAAAACCAUUUUGUCCUUUGACUUCCUCCACCAGGAACUGAUGCCAGAUGUUACUGUUUUCCUGCAGAUAAUGAUCUUAUCCACUUUUUCUCCUUGCAAUCCCCAUCCCUGGUAUGACACAUCUGAGCUGCAGCUGUGUGCUCAUGCCUGUGUCUUUUGGGAUUACACUGUAACAUGCAGGUAUAAUCACACCACUAAUUUUGCUGUUCUGAUGGCAUUUCAGAUAAAAUAUAAAUAUGAAAAGCUUUUGGAUUGUAUUUCUUAUAUUGGUGUUGGAUUGUCCAUGGCUGGUCUGGUAAUUAUCAUUUUGUUUCAAAUACUCACUAGGAAAACUCAAAACUUAUCUGUAAAGUGGAUGUUAGUGAGUCUCUGCUUUUCUAUGCUCAUUUUUAACAUCAUCUUCAUCCCUGGAAUUGAAAACCGAACUUUCAGAAAGUGCAGCAAUGAUACCACCAGAUGCUACCAGCAAUACCUUCCUUAUGAUGCCACCAGCAACCUUACCUCUGACAGGAUGGAAACUCCCACAGACUCCUGGUGCAGAGUUGUGGCUGUCCUGCUGCACUGUUUCUUGCUGGCAGCAUUCCUGUGGUCAGCACUCAGCUCUGCACUGCUGUACUUAUUGCUGCUCAGAGCCACAAAGCCACUGCCUGGAUGUUUCCUCGUAACCAUGUCAUUAAUCAAAUGGGCAAUCCCUGCCAUAGUUGUUGCAAUAACACCAGCUACUGACAGAGAAGGAAAAGCUCUAAACUACCAACAGGAAGAAUUGAAUAAAAAGGAUUCAUUAAUGAAAAAUAUGAUCAGCACUAUCUCUAUAGUGGUAGUGCUCGGGAUCACCUGGAUGAUUGGUUACCUCAUGUUAAUAAGCAAUGAAAAAACAAGUCUUGCUUUCAGCUUUCAGUUUUGUGUUUUCAAUGCUACCCAGGAACUCCUGAUUUGCAUUAUGUUCACUUUCAGAACAUCACUCUUCAAGACAAAAGUUUCAAAGUGUUCCCAUUUUCCAGGUACCCCACUGUAUCUGCAUAAAAAACCAUAAAAUAUUUCAAAAUCACAGCCUGAAAAACAUUCAGAGAAAACUUUCAGAUCAACCCAGACUUUUUCAGACAAUAUUUCUUUGUCCACCUUCCCUAACUGGAACUGCAAACCUGCAAAUCCAUGA
Messenger RNA from Melospiza georgiana, 1941 nucleotides. RefSeq names its product adhesion G protein-coupled receptor G7 (gene ADGRG7). Gene Ontology annotation, molecular function: G protein-coupled receptor activity. Gene Ontology annotation, biological process: G protein-coupled receptor signaling pathway; cell surface receptor signaling pathway. The record is from RefSeq and is a predicted model, not a curated record. NCBI's taxonomy places the organism in Eukaryota, Metazoa, Chordata, Aves, Passeriformes, Passerellidae. Gene Ontology annotation, cellular component: membrane.